UUUUUUAAUUUUUCUAGGUUUUAUUGCUAUGGUUAUGUUGAACCCUAUUUUCAGAAAGGCCAUUAUGUUAAGCCCAGUCUCAGCAUGAGCUAAGCAUCAGCCCCUGAGUUUAUCAUAAACCCUGCCUUGUAAGGGCUGUUACUGAAGGCCCUAAGUGGGAAGUGAUGUCCAAGGGAAGGUCAUUGUGGAGAAGUUCUGAGAGACAGAGGCCAAAUCAUGGUUACAAAGAGCUGGACCGGGACUCGGACGAUGAGGAUCAUUGGUUCGUCUCAGAUGAUGAGAGCCCAACGGGUUGGGGUUCCCCUCCCAUUGACAAGAAUGAAAUUCCCAUGGAUGACUUUGUGACUGAUGGGCUGAAAAGUCGUCAAUCAAGGCAUCGUCUGCAAGGAAUGGGAAACGGGGAGGUGUUGAUGGAGGAAGCCAUGGGUUCAUCUCACAUCCGUGUUUCCAUUCCAACCUGCAUAUUGGAGAAGGAAAUCGAGCCCAAUGAUACCUUACAAGGGUUGGCUCUCAAAUAUCACUGCACGGUGUCAGAGCUGAAGCGGCUGAACAACAUCUCAACAGACCAACACAUUUACGCUUUGCGAGUCCUCAAGAUCCCAGCCAAGGAGCAUGGACUUCUGACUGAGAACCUCCCCCCACCCCCUCGUCUUGGACCACGGUACAAACCCCGACUCCGACGGGUGUCAGAUGGCAGCGACUCCGAAGAUGACCUCUUUGUGAAGACAGUGAGCAUUGGGAAGACUUUCCAUGGUAGGGACUUCCUGGCUGCAAUGGACCGGGACCUAGAGGCAAUUCGCCUCAAGACAUCCACAUCCAAGGCUUCAUUGGAGGAUGUUGUGGACACAUUGAACAGCAAGCGCUUCCAUCCCAUGGCCUUUGAUACUCAGACAUCAACUGGGACACAGUUGUGCUCUGGAGCCGACUGGGGUCUUCCGUGGGUCAAGCUCAUCAGUUUCUCCAUUUGUGUUGUACUUGUCUUGCCCCUCCUUGGCUUAGGAUAUUACUGGUAUGUCCACCCCCACAUGUUUUCUUGACAAUUACCAUACCCCCUUAUGUGGUGCCAAUGACAUUCUUAACUGUGAUCGGAUCCACUUAAAAAGAAAGCAGUAUUUUUACACAGUUUCAUAACAUGGCAUCUCUGAUCCUCCUCUAGGGAACCAUUUUCAGGAUGGCUCUGAAAUGAAGAGGGCAUUUCUCCAAGAUCAGCUAACCCAUACUACUUGGGUAAAAAAUGUCAGGUCAAAACAAGCUACUCUUAUAGCACAUGCAGCAUUUAAGAAUAGUUGGAUUGGUCAAGAACUACAACUGAUGCCACAUUGGAUGUCAGUACAGUGAAUACAACCAAGACCAGGUGGCACCUUGUAUUCACUGUAAUGAGUCUUCAAGACCAGCUGAUCACACCUGAAAAUUGUGUGUGAAGUUCUGCAACUCUUCACACAUUCAAUGAGGCAUAGUUUCUGAGUCAGUUGCUCCCAGUGAAUCAAUUCCCUUCAAUGAUUGAGACAAACUGACAAUUGCCUCCCCACAAUUGGGGAAUUCUAUUGGCAAUUGAUGGGACUAUGAUUAAGCUGUGAUAUGAAAUAUGUUUAUAAUCACAAUUCAAAAAUGCAGUAAGAGAGUCACCUGCAAUCAACUUAAUUUUCUACUCUGAAAACAAGAAGCAAAAACAACCCUCUGGUGAAAAGUGGAUUGAAACUGAGGGUUGUUGACCAAUUUGCCCAUCAAGUUGUGCAACUCCUGCCCUUAAUCUGCACUGACUUUUUGAAGGAGUUCUAUUGACCAUAACUUUUGACCCAGUCAACCCAAUUUAUACAAAUAGUAUCAUGAAAUUAAGAAGUAUUUUCCUUUUUCCUUAUGAAAUUUUAGGUGUUAUGGAUAAGCUGAUUCUGGAGAAACCCCCUUCAGAAAGUUGUUCUUUAUUUUCUUUUCAAGCCAUCCU
Messenger RNA from Darwinula stevensoni, 1942 nucleotides. The record is from the annotation of a GenBank genome assembly. Lineage: Eukaryota; Metazoa; Arthropoda; Ostracoda; Podocopida; Darwinulidae.